CAAUGAAUAAAAAAGAGCCAUCUUGGAGACUUUAGUUCAAACCUCAUCUCUGCCAAGGGAUCCCCGAGUGGUCUUCAGGAAUCCAUUAGCAAUCAGCCUCAGUUUUCCAUCUGUAAGAUGGGAACAACCGAGGCCUACCUCACAGGGCAGUUGUAAGGGCAAACACAGUGAGACUCUAAAUCACUUUGUAAACUUGAAAAAAGGGUAAUCAGGAGUAAUUGCAUCUUACUUUAUAAGCAGGCACACUUGGAAGCUGGUCUCCAAUGUUCGGCACACAUUUUCUGUAAGCACACCCACCAAAUAGCACAUACGCAAAACUGGUACACCCUGAGGAUAUUUCUAAAUGUAAGCAGCCUAGCUCUAUUUUAAGUCACUCGAGGGUGUGUGGGGAGGUGUUAUGUUUGUGCUUUUGGACUGACUGACCCCGAGACCUGAUCUCUGUUUUCACCCAUCUGCAUCCAGCUAAAAUGCCAACCCCAGCAGACCUUAUAAAUGAGGGUCUAGACAAGAUGACGAGAGUGGAGCGGGUUCAAGUACGAACAGAUGCUCCAGCUGAACAGAAAUGCUGUGGCUGCUCCUACACCGUGGAUCCAAUGCAUUGAUUUAUUAAGAAUUUUCUUUACAAUAUUUACGUACUGGCUUUCUACUGGAAUACUACAGGAAUACCACAAGGAAUUGGAGGCUCAUCCAUAUCACCAAAGACCAAGCCGCUUCUCUCAUCGAAGUCACGGACUGAACGUACCUUCAGAAGAAGUGCCAGUUUCUGGAGCUGAAACGCCUUUGUCAACACCCGCAGAAUGGUUGGUCUGAAGCCCACGGACCUGCCCCCAUCAGCCACCGUCAAAUUUCUCAGCGCUGGGAUGGCAGCGUGCAUUGCCGACCUCUGCACCUUUCCCUUGGACACAGCGAAAGUCCGGCUCCAAAUCCAAGGAGAAUCAAAAGCUUCCAAGGCGGCAAAGAAUGUCAAGUACAAGGGAGUCUUCGGCACCAUCACCACCAUGGUGAAGAUGGAAGGAGCCAAGAGCCUCUACAACGGCUUGGUGGCCGGCCUCCAUCGCCAGAUGAGCUUUGCCUCCAUCCGCAUCGGGCUGUACGACUCGGUCAAGCAGUUCUACACUCCCAAGGGAUCAGACAAUGCCAGCAUCCUCACUCGGUUGCUUGCUGGUUGCACUACCGGAGCCAUGGCAGUAACCUGUGCCCAGCCCACCGACGUGGUUAAAGUGCGCUUCCAAGCACAUUUCAGGGCGGUCAGUGGACCCAAGAGGUACAACGGGACCAUGGAUGCCUACCGAACCAUCGCUAGGGAAGAAGGAGUCAGAGGACUCUGGAAAGGUACCCUGCCAAAUAUCACCCGUAAUGCCAUCGUGAACUGUGGAGAGCUGGUAACCUAUGACCUCCUCAAGGAGACGCUGCUGAAAUAUCACCUCAUGACAGACAAUUUUCCGUGCCAUUUCGUUGCGGCCUUUGGAGCUGGUUUCUGUGCUACUGUGGUGGCAUCGCCUGUGGAUGUGGUCAAAACAAGAUACAUGAACUCCCUUCCCGGACAGUACAAAAACGCUCUGACUUGUAUGCUGACCAUGGCGGUGACAGAGGGACCUAACUCUUUUUAUAAAGGUUUCAUGCCCUCGUUCCUGCGCCUGGGAUCCUGGAACGUGGUGAUGUUUGUGUCUUUUGAGCAGCUGAAGAGGCUGAUGGUUCUGGCCCAGGUGGCCCGGGAGUCCCCUUUCUGAAGCCAGAAGUUGCCUCCAGGAAUGAGAAGGAGGAUCACGCCGGGGACUCCCCACGAGACGUAGGCGGGAGUGGAAAUUCAAGACACGGCCUUGGACGGCAAGCUUUUGCAAAACACUCUUGUCAUGGCGGCAAGAUGCACACAGCAAUUAUAUUAAUUGCUUCCGUAUGGGCUCGUCGGCUCGGUGAUGCAUAAUAUCUCAGCUAAGGAAAAAAGACUUUAAAAAGCAGAAGUGCCAAUGACUUCCGGAGGCCCUCCUCCGCCCAGGAAAAAAAAAAUGACAGAGAGAUUCUGGUACAUUCUUCCUGAGAAGGUUCGUCCAGGUUCGAAUGGGAUGUCGCAUGGACAGGUCAAAGGAUUGAGACUGACAGGUAAAUCUAUUGACUGGUUCAGAACCUCCUUCCCAUGGCUAACCUAAAUUCCUCUCUCAUCUGCCUAGAGAUGGCCUCUGCAAAACACCAGAGCCUGCCCUGCUGAACCUCCUGCAAUUCUGCUGGCAGGUGGACUCCUGCUGUAAAGAAGACAGAUUGGAUAAGGAAGCAGUGCCCCCCUUCUCACCCCCUCACUAGGAGGAGAUCAAAGCUCUUCCAUCAUGUCCCCCUUUUUGUACCACCUCCCCCCAAUAAAGUUUUUCUAUUU
Rhineura floridana is the source of this 2368-nucleotide messenger RNA. RefSeq names its product putative mitochondrial transporter UCP3. The record is from RefSeq and is a predicted model, not a curated record. Bases 798 to 1730 code for a protein of 310 amino acids. Gene Ontology annotation, cellular component: mitochondrial membrane. Gene Ontology annotation, molecular function: oxidative phosphorylation uncoupler activity. The transcript is spliced from 8 exons. Lineage: Eukaryota; Metazoa; Chordata; Lepidosauria; Squamata; Rhineuridae. Gene Ontology annotation, biological process: adaptive thermogenesis; mitochondrial transmembrane transport; response to cold.